AUGUCUUUUAAAUUAAUGCCUGGUUGGGACAAGCCGAUGGAGGAGCCAGUGGUACAUGCCGCUUCAAAAAACCCCGCUGGUGAAAAUGAAGUCUUCUUUGCGGCCCCGCACAAGUACAACUUGGCUCUGACACGAGGAUUUUACUUCUCUCUCCGCCUGCCCGACUGGGCCAGAGAUUUUAAACUGCAGACCCGUGAGAUACUUUCCCAUCGCUUUGAUCCGCUAAUGAGAAACUAUGGCAGAAAGGGCGAAAGUCUGAAGCAAUCUAAUCCCUACGGAGAUUCUCGAUCGGAGCGUUAUGGCUUGACUUAUUUGGAGAGCCCAUUCUUUGAGGGCGUAACGCGAGAGAAGGCCAGGAGAGGGGAACGAUUGCCCAAGAUAAAGGAUGAUUGGACGUGCCGCAAGCGAGUUACCAGUCCCCAGAUGCCUUUGCCUUAG
This is a messenger RNA of Drosophila kikkawai, 438 nucleotides long. RefSeq lists its product as uncharacterized. The record is from RefSeq and is a predicted model, not a curated record. NCBI's taxonomy places the organism in Eukaryota, Metazoa, Arthropoda, Insecta, Diptera, Drosophilidae.